CAGCAAAUUAAGGCAGCUGAAAGAUAUUUAAAGAAAUUAGAAUUCCAUUUAGCAAAGGUAGAUGAAUUAUAUGAUUGUUAUUUGGUUCAUCAACAGUUACGCGAGGGUGCCAGAACAAUGGCUCGUGCCUUCACUACAUCACCUGGCCAUCGUAAAGAUUCUAUAACCAAUGUCAAAUAUGGCUAUAAAGAAUGUUCACAGACAUUAUGUGCUAUAGAAGCUCAGCUAGAGAAUAUGUUGGGUACAUUCCAUUGUAAACUAAAAGGUAUGGCUGGUUUUGCUCGACUCUGUCCAGGAGAUGUGUUUGAGGUAACUAUAAGACAUGGACCACAGAAAUGGAAAACUAAAGGUAGAAUAGAGAAGAAUAAUACACAGAAGUGGGAUAUUCCAGAAUUCACAUUUAAAUCUUUAGUCGGAGAUAUACUGACUAUAAAGGCAUUAGAAUCAAGAAGUUUUAAAAGUGUUUUAUUAGGCCAGAAGAAUUGUGAAGUAAAAGAUUUAUUUUCUGCUAAUCCACAACUAAUGACUAUUAGUAUCAAUUUUAAUGGUUCUUUAAAACUGAGUGUUGUCAUUACAUGGAAGUGA
This is a messenger RNA of Lottia gigantea (owl limpet), 585 nucleotides long. RefSeq lists its product as hypothetical. The record is from RefSeq and is a predicted model, not a curated record. The transcript has 6 exons. NCBI's taxonomy places the organism in Eukaryota, Metazoa, Mollusca, Gastropoda, Lottiidae. The annotation marks the transcript as partial.